Exophiala oligosperma is the source of this 2321-nucleotide messenger RNA. RefSeq lists its product as uncharacterized. The transcript has a single exon. NCBI's taxonomy places the organism in Eukaryota, Fungi, Ascomycota, Eurotiomycetes, Chaetothyriales, Herpotrichiellaceae. The record is from RefSeq and is a predicted model, not a curated record. The coding region runs from base 430 to 1215 and encodes 261 amino acids.
GAGAAGUAGACUAGAACAACUUCACCUCACACAUACAUCCUGUAAAGAGCGAGCAUACCUUGUAACCAUCCUCCAUCCUCCAUCCUGCAUCCGUUCGAUCGCCGAAACCUGCACUUUUUGGCUGUGGUUGGCAACACAAGAAGCAGCUUGCAGGGAACGCCAUUUCUCUUCCACCAACGACCGAUUAUUCCCUUCCUGCACGCCACGAAUCGCCCAUCCACCCUUCGAUCAGAUCAUGCAUGGUGCAUGAUACAUUUUCUUACUAUUCUUGAGCAAGUGGCAGGGUGCGGGCACAGACUGCCAAUCUAGUCUACUCUCUCUUUCAGUCCACCAUUGCGAGCGAAGACAGUGUUACACGACACGAAGGUCCUCAAUCACGUCUCCCACCUCGAAUUGGUGCCGCGCCUCGCCUCGACCUAAUCUUCAACCAUGGACCUCCUAGCUACGGUCAGGAAGGAAGGCUCUCGAGGCGGAACUGGAGACUUCAAGUGGUCCGAUGUUCAGACGUCCUCCCGCCGAGAAAAUUAUCUAGGCCACUCGCUAAUGGCCCCCGUCGGGCGUUGGCAGAAGGGUCGAGAUCUCAAUUGGUAUGCAAAAGGAGACAACGAAGGAGACGCAGGCGAGGAUGCAGAUACUAAAGCUGCAAGAGAACGAAAAGAAGAGAUUCGUCGAAUCAAAGAAGCAGAGGAAGACGCCCUUGCAAGAGCACUGGGGCUGCCUGUUGCACCACGAAACAACCCCAAUAUGGAAGAAUUAGGCACCCAACGCGAGAUUGGGAAGGUUUUGAAGGAGGCCGCAGGAGAUGAUGAGCCUACAGGGACAAGGGGCGUUGGCUACGGUCGAGCUGCAAAUCCGCGGGAAGGCGAUGCCACUACUGAACUCCUCGAAGGCACAGGAGGAGAACAAGACAAGGAAUUACAGUAUGCACUUAAGGAAUACAAACGACGCCACAGUGAUCGAAAGCACCGCAGUCGCAGUAGAGAGCGACACAGGCGCGAUGAACGUCGACGGCGGGAUGGGAACGAAGAUCAACGGCACAACAGUCGCAGACAUGGUCGUCACAGGCAUAGACGAUCCAGGUCAGCCUCGUCUGAAAGGCAUCGGACCCGCGAACGACGCAGGAGAACAAGAAGCAGAUCUCCGGGUCAUUCUCGCCAGGAUCGUGAUCAUAAGCGCCGCGAAGAUGAGAGGCGAUACGAGUACAGCCAACGCUGAGAUUCAGACCAAGUGUUUGCUUUCUAACUAGCCAAGCAUACCAGCUUAACGCGGGCCUAAAGACGUCUCAAAGACAUCCUCCAAAUCUUUGAAAUCUACUUCAGCAACGCUUGACGCACGGCCAUACCCUGAUCCGGGUUUCACCAUGUCGGCUGACGCGCUCGUCUCGACAAAUUCUUCCAGCUCCUCACUGACCGUCUUGAGUUUUUCCUUGACGCUGGCCACGCCCUCAACGCCCACAAUGUGCCUUGCAGGAGGAUUCUCAUGGCCACCAAUAGCCGUCAAUGCAUGCACAGUCUCGGCUACGAGUUUCUCCGUGUGGGCAUAGCUGAGAGGCGGAUACAGACUAACCACUCCAUUCUGAUUGAGGAGAUAGGGCCCACUUUGUCUCUCCGCCUCCGAGGAAGGCGACUGAAUCUCGCUCUCCGGCGGUGGAGGAUACUGAGAUCGAAUCCCUGGCAGACGAUUCAGCAAACCAUCGAGGAUUCCUCGGAACAUGGGUGCAGUGUGUCCAAAUUCUUUCGAGUAUUCUUUCAUCGGAGGUGCUGAGGUGAUUUUGUUGGUCAGAAUUCCUAUCUCUACGCUGGCUUGGAGGAUAGUCAGCUUAAUGUUGAAAGGAGCGAUCUCGUAAGCGAUACUAUCGCAGAAGCCUUCCAGCGCCCAGCCCGAAGCGCAAUACAUGCUCAAACCAGGUGUUCCAAGAUGACCUGUGAUGCCACCAAGCACGAUGAUGUGUCCAUUCAUCAUUGAUCGCAUGUGAGGGAUCACAGCUUUAAUUAUAUUCAUCGGCCCAAAAAAGUUCUUCUCGAAUUGGUCUCGAACCAUAGUCAAUGUUCGCGGAUUUGCCGAGAGCUCCUCCACUGUUCCAAUGAUGGCUUCGCUGGUGCAGCAGAACAGAAUGUCUAUCUUUUUGAAACCGUGGACUGCUUCUGCGAUGGCUGCUUGACAUUGCCCAACAUGUCUUGGACAAGGUCAGUAUGAAUGAUAUGAAAUAAAAAGACCAACCUUACAGAAGCAGUACUCAUAAUGAUGGGUCUACAUACCGAAUGUCCAAGGGUACAAUUUUUAAUCGAUCUUUCCACCCAUUUGUUCGUACCACUUCGGAG